CUAUCAUGUUUCCUUCGAUCUGCCACUCUCUUUCCUAGCUCAUCCCAUCAAUACCUCCUCCUAAAAAGUUUCAUUCUCUCUCUCUAUAUAUAACUCUAUAUAUAUAUAUACACACACAGUAUAUACUCUGUGUCUGUUUCUCGUUCUAUAUAUCUCAACACAUAGUCACUUUGGAUAAGCAGCAUCACAAUGGAGGCAGAAAAGUUAUGCACCAAUAGGGAAAGGGUGAUUAGAGAGCUAAUUAAAGGCCGAGACUGUGCUACCCAACUCCAAAUCUCACUUCACAAGUCCUUUGGAGACCAUGGACGCUCUCUGUGUGACGAACUUGCGGUGAAAAUAUUGAGAUCUUUCACUGACACUCUCUCUGUCCUCAGUUCUUGUGAUUUAACCGAAAUUUGUCAGAUUCCGGCGUCUACCCAAGUGGAGUCUCCUUGUUGUGGUGACCGGAGGUCUGAAGAGUCCGGCGAGAGUGUUAAGAGGCCGGGGACUACAGAUCAGAGAGGUCGCUACAAGAGAAGAAAGGCUUCACAAUCAUGGAUCAUAGUCUCUCCCACAAUUGAAGAUGGUUAUGCAUGGAGGAAAUAUGGACAAAAGGAGAUUCUCAAAGCCAAAUACCCAAGGUGCUACUUUAGGUGUACACACAAGCGCAGCCAAGGUUGCCGAGCAAUUAAACAAGUCCAGAUAACUGAAGUGGACCCAAAGAAGUAUCAAAUCACAUACUUUGGUCAUCACACCUGCAGGGAAAUAGUGAUCAAAGCUCCCGAAUUCAUUUCAGAGUCCGAUCCAGUGGACUCGUACGUCCUUAAUUUUGAAUCAGAGGUCCCGAUUGGCCAACAAGAUCAUCCAUCCAUUCCAUUAUCGGUCGUCCCCUCCUCGAUUAAAAAAGAAUCUAUGGAGGAGACACACAGCGGCAAUCUGUCUGACAAUUUGUCAUCGUUGGAUUCGAUGGUGUGGCCCGAUCUAACGCCUCUGGAAUCGUUUUGUGGCCAGGAAGAUGUGACUUCUAAUAAUGCUUAUUCAUGUGCAUCAACUAGUUCUUAUGGUUUGGACAUGGACUUCUUGAGUAGGGCUGGUGAUUUGGACAUUGAUUUUCAAUUUGAUGAGAUUAAGUUCUAACUUAUUAUAGUAUUUCAGCUUUUGUAAAGUAAAAGUAAGGGGCUCUCUCUAUCAUGCCAUGUGAGAUUAUUGUACUACUGUAAUUGUGUCUCUCGCCUACUUUCCUCGAAAGAAAAUGCUUGUUUAUCA
Molecule: messenger RNA, 1245 nt
Organism: Cornus florida
Lineage: Eukaryota; Viridiplantae; Streptophyta; Magnoliopsida; Cornales; Cornaceae
Product: probable WRKY transcription factor 70
Exons: 3
Coding region: 190-1116 (308 amino acids)
Biological process (GO): regulation of DNA-templated transcription
Molecular function (GO): DNA-binding transcription factor activity; sequence-specific DNA binding
Source: RefSeq, a predicted model, not a curated record